Messenger RNA from Oryzias melastigma (Indian medaka), 4738 nucleotides. RefSeq names its product stAR-related lipid transfer protein 13. The record is from RefSeq and is a predicted model, not a curated record. The coding region runs from base 1418 to 4576 and encodes 1052 amino acids. The transcript has 14 exons. Gene Ontology annotation, biological process: signal transduction; actin cytoskeleton organization; regulation of Rho protein signal transduction. Gene Ontology annotation, molecular function: protein binding; lipid binding; GTPase activator activity. NCBI's taxonomy places the organism in Eukaryota, Metazoa, Chordata, Actinopteri, Beloniformes, Adrianichthyidae.
CAUGUACAAAUACGUUGCUCCUGAGUAUAAGCUAAACUAUUAAAAAAAGCUGAAACUUCCUGAAAAUACGGUAUAUAACCCCACCACGGCUCAUAGUGUUUUAUAACCAUGAUUCAAAGACUAACACUGAUGAAAAUAGUGAUUUUUUGGUGUUUUUAAUUUGUCUUUUUGGCCUUUUUUUAGAUUAUGGAGGGCAUGUUAAGCUCCAAUUUAAUUUUUUUAUUAAAGAAAGCAAAAUACAGUUUGAAAAAGGUUUAAUUUCUGACUUGAAAUUUAUGCUGGGAAGGCCACAAGCUCCAAAUUCACAGCAACAGGGAGGGGAAAGGGGGUCGGGGUUGCUCCACACCUUAACCGUCCCUCCCACAGCUCAAAGGCGUAUAUCUAAUAAACCACUGCCGCUCUGCAGAAACUAUGUCCUAAAAAAAAGAUUGUUUUUUUUUAAUUAAAAGACCAUGAUGAUCAUGUUUAAAGUCUGAGUUUAACAGCAGGAAUUUCUGUUUUGUAUCAUUUUUAACUUUUCAUUUACUGAUUUUUCCAGGUUAGAGUCAAAUGUAGCUGCAGGAACUGCCCUUCUUUUGCCUGGUGGGGUUUCCUGCUCACUUUCUAAACUGGAAGCUUUUUAACUUAAAAAAAAAAAAAAGUGUCACCCGCCUUCAGGCUCAUUUUUUAGUAAAUAAACAGCUGGUGCGGUACGUCUUCCUCCCUCUGGUUUUCCCACAAGGUCUCUAGCCGUCAGACUGUCUCAUCCUUUUUCGCUUUUUCUGAGUCACUGGGGGCAACAUCUGUGCUGAUGUAAAUGCUGCCGAGUGUGUGUGUGAACAUACACCACACUCUCCCACACAUUGUUCUGGUAAUUCAGCAAAGCAGAGGUCAAAGUCUUCCAGCCGUCGUGGCUUCAUUUUGCCAUGUGAAGCGGGAGAACAGCGGCUCUCGGCCGCCAAGCAAGUCUCGGGCUGAACUUCAGCGAUUCCUAAGGAGAUGUGGACUUUCUCAGCGGAGCUGGGAGGAAGAAGGAGUGAGGAGGUUUCCGUGAAAGAUAUGGAGGGAUGAAAGGAAAUGUUGUUUUUAGAUGGAUUAUCAGAGGAAAGACGGGAGAAUUUUGAGCAGGAAGAUGUUGGAAGCAAGUUCCUAGAAAGUAAACUUUGUAAAAUGAGGCUUGGGAUGUUAUAAAAGUGCAGAAAAAAAGUAAGUUGAAGGUGAUGUUGGUGGAUCAGAGAAAAGAGCGAACGAGAGGAGGUCGAGGAGAAAAUGAGAGGUAAGCAAAAGCGUGCAUGAGGGAAGAGAGGCAGAGCUGUAAACACAAGGCAGUAAAGAAGAAAUGAUAGAAAGCUGCACAGCAGUUAACGUCUGACACACGGGAUGGAGAGGAAAGUUCACUCUGAGCUCAGGAGAUCUGGGAGCAUCUCAUCGGCUCACCAUGAGGAGUUGUAAGAUUGAGGCUAAGGAGGCUUGUGAUUGGCUUCGAGCAGCUGGAUUUCCACAGUACGCUCAGCUCUAUGAAGAUUCCCAGUUUCCAAUCGACAUUUCCUCGGUUAAAAGGGACCACGACUUUCUGGACCGGGACCUGGUUGAGCCUUUGUGUCGACGCCUAAAUACACUGAACAAAUGUUCAUCCAUGAAACUGGAUGUCAGCCAGCCCAAGAAGAAGAGUGAUGAUUCUGAUGAAGAUGAUCCACUGGCGAUCAGCAAAAGGUGGACGUUCGAGUGGAGCAGUCGACGCUGGUCUCGUCUGCAAGACUUCCUGUUGGACGGCACCAAUGAGAGCGGCCUGACAGGUCAAGGGGAGGGUCUUCGCAGCACAGUGAGCAGCGAGAGCGUGCUGACAGACCUGAGUGAGCAGGAGAUCACGGAGAUCUCCUCUCUCCACAGCGAAGACUCUGCCUCCGCCAUGCCGGACUCCAUAUCGAUGGCGUCCCUGUCCGCUUCCUACCACCCUCCCAAAGACCUUCCACACUACAACUCGCUCCCGAUCAAAAGUAGCCGCCAUGGACAAGGAGGGCGGAGUAAAGCCAAAGAGUUUCUGCGCCGCAUGGAAAUUAUGCGCACUUGGGGGCCUUCAACAAGGAGGAAGAGCUCAAAUCGCAGACCCCCACUGGUCAUCAGUGGACCGGUGUUACAGGGGGAGGAGCCACGGGCACUCCAGAUGCUUCAGUGCACACCCAUCAGCCAACUGGAACACAAUCACCAAAACGAUGUGGAUCCUUCCCCUGUCUCCCUCAACAAGGACUGCGAGGAUCAACCCCCGCUGAGUGGUGACCCCAGCAAUACGGAUGAGCCGCUGAUCGCAGUGGAGCCAGUGGCGCCCGCACGACCAAAACCCCGGCCUGCCAGCAAGAGGAGCAGCAUGUACUUGGAGGAUUUGGAGUUGCCUUCUCAGGGAAAGAGGACCGAAGGCCAGUUUGGUAAAAACCAGUUCCGUUCGUAUGAAAACCUCCUCAUUCACAUCCCUAAAGACCACAAGCCGGGCACUUUUCCUAAAGCCUUAUCCAUAGAAAGCCUGGCUCCUUCACCCGACGAGAGGAACAAUGGUCUGAAAUCACGCGGCAAAACUUCUUCUCCUAAAAAUAGUCUGGGUGAAGGCUGGUGUGCCAAACCUCUAACCAAACCCCCGUGUCCCGGGGCUCCUCGGGGGAGCAGGGUGAGCGUCUACGACAACGUGCCCGGCUCCCACCUGUACGCCAGCACCGGAGACCUCCUAGACCUGGAGAAGGAGGACAACCUGUUUCCCCACCUGGACGACAUCAUCCAGCACGUGAGCGGCCUGCAGCAGAUCGUGGACCACUGGAGCCGCGGCGUGCUGCCUGAGGGGGAGGCGGGGGAGGAGGAGGGGGAGGGCAGGACCACCCCCAGCGAAGGCGAGAAGGACGGGGUGUCCUUCAACGACACGGACUCGACGGGCACAAGCAGAGAGAGGCGGGACUCUGGAGUCGGUGCCUCGCUCACACGACCGCGCGUUCGAUGGCCCAGCUUCCGAACCUCUCAUCAUUUUGACCAGCCAGCGUCCUCCCUCCAGAUCAGCAGCCAAUCAGCGGGCCAGCUCAGCCUGCUGCAGAAGUUCUCGUUGCUCCGCCUCACCGCCAUCAUGGAGAAGUACUCCAUGUCAAAUAAGCAUGGCUGGACAUGGUCUGUGCCUAAGUUUAUGAAGCGGAUGAAGGUGCCAGACUACAAAGAGAAAAGUGUGUUUGGAGUCCCGCUCAUCGUCCACGUCCAGCGCUGUGGGUUUCCCCUCCCUCUGUGUUUACAGCAGGCCUUCAGCCACCUCCGAACACACUGUCUGGACCAGGUGGGACUUUUCCGCAAAUCGGGAGUGAAAUCCCGGAUUCAGGCUUUGAGGCAGCAGUGCGAGUUGUCUCCUGACUCGGUGAACUAUGAGGACCAGUCAGCGUACGACGUUGCUGACAUGGUCAAACAGUUCUUCAGGGACUUGCCCGAGCCUCUGCUGACAAGCAAGCUGGGAGAAACCUUCCUCCACAUAUAUCAGUACGUUCCAAAAGAGCAGAGGAUGCAGGCUGUCCGAGCUGCCAUUCUGCUGAUGCCAGAUGAGAACAGGGAGGUUCUGCAGAUGCUGCUCUACUUCCUGCGGGAUGUCACAUCCUUGGUGGAGGAGAACCAGAUGACGCCGAUGAACCUGGCGGUUUGUCUGGGGCCGUCCCUCUUUCAUCUCAGCAUAUUAAAGAACGAGACUCUGUCACCAAGGUCAAUCCAGAAGAAGUACGCUUCGGGUCGUCCCGAUCAGAAAGAUCUGAGUGACAACCUGGCUGCCACGCAGGGGCUCACGCACAUGAUCACAGAGUGCCAGCGUCUCUUUCAGAUCCCAGAGGAGAUGGUGACCCAGUCUCGGAACUCCUACAUGGAGGCUGAGCUGAUGGUGCCUCCGCUGGAUGAGCUUUGCAAGGCUCACGAAGAGGAGGCGGUAGAGGAAGUGGAAGACGAGGAUGAGGAGGGAUCCUACCACGCACACUUAGAAGGGCUGAUCCAAAACCUGCUGAAAGAGGCCAAAGAUAAGAGCAAAGCCUGGGUGUCCCGUCCUUUCUCUGACAACACUGAACUCGCAUCAAAAAAGAUUGAAGACGGCAACCCUUUGAGGCGCUGGCGAGUGUGCGUAGAAGUGUCGGCAGCUCCCACCGAGGUGCUGCAGCGGCUGCUGAGGGAGCGUCCUCUGUGGCAGAUGGACCUGCAGCAGGAGCGGGUUCUGGAGACGCUGGACAGACAGACGGACGUCUACCAUUUCUCCUGCUGCAGCAUGCCGCCGCUGCCCAGCUGUGACUACGUGGUACUGAGAUCGUGGCGCACAGACUUGUGUAAAGGCUGCUGCGUUUUGGUGUGCGUCUCAGUGGAGCAUGAAGACAGCCCCCGCUCCGCCGCCGUUAGAGGCGUCGUUUUGGAGUCGCAGUACCUCCUGGAGCCCUGUGGGACAGGAAGAACCAGGCUCACCCACAUCUCCAGAGUAGACCUCAGGGGGAGAUCUCCAGAAUGGUACAACAAGGCGUUCGGAUACCUUUGUGUAAACGAAGCCCAAAGAAUCCGCGCCUCUUUCCUCUCUCUGGAUGAGACGGGUGCUGAGGCCAAAAACUGAGUCUCAAAUGUCAACCUAAGCAGCAGACUUCAUAUUCUUCUUUCUCAUGGUGCUGAGCCACACUGGACUGAGUUUGUACACACAACAGGAGUUGUUGCCAUUUUGCUAUUCAUCAUAACUAUCUCAUGCCAAAGCAAACAAUAGAUUGUCAAGGUUUCAACA